AUGGUUCUUUUCGAACUUGUUUUGUUGGCUUUAGGAUUAAUUCCUCUUGGUUUUUUGGCGUUGUUUGUGUAAGUAUUCUAGCUAAAAUUACGUUCGUUUUAUGAAUAUAAUAUAUAUUUGAUAGUUUUCAGAAUAGCACAGUUAUAUCCAUAUCCUCGUCGAAAUGCAGUUGAAUAUGCCAUUCGAGAAAGAAGGAAGUACAAACCUGAAGGAGAAGGAGACAAAUUUGAUUCACUACUUCACGGAAAUGCCAAAGAAUUGAAAGAUCUUCAGGUUUCGGAAGCAAAAUGUUAUCUAUCGGUUGUUGUGCCAGCUAUGAACGAAGAGGUAAGACUUAUUUUGUUUUUUUAUUCUUUAGGUAAAACCUACUCAAUGUAUUACAACAACGAAAACUAUUAUAUUUCAAUAUAUUUAAAUUUUUAGGAGCGAUUGCCUAUUAUGUUGAACGAAUGUCUAGAAUAUUUACAAAAACGUGAGAAAGAUGACAAAAACUUUACUUACGAAGUAAUAGUGGUUGACGAUGGCUCUUCUGAUAGAACUUGUGAUGUUGCUUACGGAUACUCUGAAAAAGGAUUCAAUUUGAGCGUAUAUAAACUGGAGAAGAAUGCUGGAAAGGGAGGAGCGAUUAGGAACGGAGUCUUCUGUGCUCGUGGAGAAUAUAUUCUCUUCGCCGACGCUGAUGGAGCUACAAAGUUUUCUGACUUUUUAAAGUUGGAGGAAGUGUUGAAGACUGAAGAACAAGAUGUGAAAACAGGUCAGAAUGAACAGAAUAGAGGCCAGAAGGAAAUUGUAGUAGUAGGAUCACGAGCUCAUUUGGAGAAAGAUUCGAUUUCUGAAAGAAGUUUGUUGAGAACGAUUCUGAUGAUUGGCUUUCAUUGUUUGGUAUACGUGUUUGCUGUACGAAGUGUUAGGGAUACUCAAUGUGGAUUCAAAUUGUUUUCGAGAAAAGCUGCUGCUUUUGUAAGUACUUUUACUACAAUAUUUUUACUCUUGCAAUAGACUUUUUUUAUAAAUAAUAACUUUUUUAAAGCUAUCUAUCAUGAUGUAGUAAUUAUUUUAGCUAUUCCCAAGAAUUCACGUCGAACGAUGGGCUUUUGAUGUAGAAUUACUGUACAUAUCCGAAGUAACGAAGAUCUCUGUUCAUGAAGUGUCAGUGCAAUGGCACGAAGUCGACGGGUCGAAGUUGGCGCCCUUAUGGACGUCGAUCGAGAUGGGCAGGGACAUCUUGCUAAUAUGGGUUCGAUACUGGUCAGGGAUUUGGAACGUUGCAAAAUAAUUUAUAUUUCUAAUUUAUAUAUUUAAAGACUAUUAAAUAUGAUUACUGUAAAUUGUACUUGUAAAAAUGACUGUUUUUAUCAGUCGGAUUUAUUUGAAUAUUUAAUAAUUUUGAUUAUGUGUCUGCUGACAUAUUUUUUAAUUUGUACUAUCGUGGUUAUUUUGGAUUGGAUUGUUAUUGUAUACGCUAUAUAUUUGUAUUUAGAUGGUGCGAAAAGUUAAGCAAGAGAUGAUGGAGGUGGACGAGGAGCGGGAUGCUUAUUUAGAAGAUCGCCUCUAUAUGGAACCUGAAAUUUCAUUCAAUGUAAAUUUUUGAUAUUAAUUUAAAUAAUUUGUUAAUGAUAUAAUUUAACACGUAUAAGACUGUGAUGUUAAAAGUUAAUACCACCUACGAAUUACUAUAGACAUUUGAUAUGCGAUUCCCGAAAGACGUGGACCAAUAUUUGAACAGAAUCGAAGCCAAGGUGAUAAGUGAGCAGGAAGAAGGAAUGGAGCUGGUUUUUGAUCUUGUCCAUGUCGAAGCACCUGUAGCCAAUGCAUUAAGACGUGUACUGUUGGCCGAAGUACCAACUAUGGCAAUUGAGAAGAUUUAUCUCUACCAAAACACUUCCGUUAUUCCAGUAAGUUACUUCUUGAGACUUUAUUGUUAUCGACCAUCAGUUGUGAACGAAAAACAAGUUUUCAUUUAUAAAUUCCAAUCUCCACGUUUUUAUAAGACAUCUUUAGGAUGAAGUUCUGUGCCACAGGAUAGGCUUGUUACCAGUAAAAGCAGACCCUCGAAAGUUUGAUUUCCCCUCAAAACCAUUCGUACCCAUCUCGGAUGGUGUUGAAGUAACUGAAGAGCCAGAAGGAAACGAGAACGAGCAUAUUAUCCUUGAAGUUAAUGUUAAGUGCACUACGAACAAAGAUUCUGAAAAAGGAGAAAAGGAUCCAGAAAAGGCAUUCCACAACUACAAACUCUACUCAGGACAGUUUGACUGGAUCCCAAUUGGUAAUCAAGCCAAAACCUUCAAGAAAAAUCAUUUGUCAAUGGUGCACGAUGAUAUUAUUGUAGCCAAACUGAGGCCUGGCCAAGAGGUUGAAGCUAGGUGAGGUCUUGAAGCAUAUAAAAUGUGUUUUCCUUUCUCUGUUUUUAUUCAACCCGUAUAUUUUUAACUUUAGAUGUCAUUGUGUGAAAGGCAUUGGCCGUGAUCAUGCCAAGUUUUCCCCGGUUUGCACCGCCACCUACAGAUUGUUACCAGAAAUUAUUUUGAAAAGUGAAGUUACCGGAGAGAAAGCGGAAAGGUUACAGACCUGCUUCUCAAAAGGAGUUAUUGAAUUGGAGGAGAAAAAGGGUAGGACAUUUUUAACCGUUAUUAUAAUAUGCUAACCAAAAGACGAAAAAUCUAGCCUUAAGGAUUUUCGCACUUUUAAGUUGAAUUAGUAAAGAAAGUAGAAUGUCGUUCAAGCUAGCAUACUUCUGGUGAUUUGCAGGAAAGAAAGUAGCUAAAGUAGUGGACGCCAGGAGGGACACUUGUAGCAGAAAUGUGUUCAGAUACGAAGACUUGAAGGAUCUAGUAGAACUGCGAAAGAAGAAGGACCACUUCAUCUUCAGCGUGGAAUCAACCGGAGCUCUGACCAGUCGAGAACUUGUUAAAGAAGCCUGUAAAGUCAUCAGAGAAAAGGCACACAACCUCCACAGUCUUUUUGACCAGAAGCUGAACGCUUUAAGCGAAAAGCAAGCCUAA
This is a messenger RNA of Bursaphelenchus okinawaensis, 3002 nucleotides long. The record is from the annotation of a GenBank genome assembly. NCBI's taxonomy places the organism in Eukaryota, Metazoa, Nematoda, Chromadorea, Rhabditida, Aphelenchoididae.